AUGUCGGUCACCGCCAUAUCUGCGCAGGUGGCCCGCCAGACCGUCCCAUUUUCUUCGUUUGAGUUCUAUGAUAGUACCACCGCCUUUGUCUUCCCGGAUACCACUUUCGAUCUUGCCGCGCCGUUUGCUCCCGACCCCUCGUUCUACGACCCGGAUCCAUCUGCAUUUUUACCACCCCCACCCCCCGAUCUCGCUGGCUUCAGUGAUCUGGACUAUUCAAUUCCGACGGGAACUUCUACUUCCACUUCGCCGUAUGAGCUGCCCGUGUCUGCGCCUGAUCCUUUCGACUUGACUGCUACGACUCUGCCCUUUUUGGACUUUGAUUCCCCGGGCACAGAUUCAGACACGCCAAUCAACCCAGGCCAAGUUCAAGGCUCGACUCCACCUCUGCUCAUGCCCGCCUCGACCCUGCCCGUGUCCAUUACUGCAGCCCCGUCUACCUCUGGGGACAGCUCGCCCAGGGAAUCGUCGAACCGGGUCUCGAAGCGGCAGCUCAACACCCUUGCUGCGCGGAGAUACCGCCAACGACGGGUGGACCGGAUGAACCAGCUGGAGGCGGAACUGGAGAAGGUGAAGCGGGAGCGGGAUGAGUUGAAGAUGCGGGUGUCGAAGCUGGAGGGGGAGACGGAGGCUUUGAGGGGGUUGUUGAAGAAUAAGAAGUAG
Aspergillus thermomutatus is the source of this 663-nucleotide messenger RNA. RefSeq names its product bZIP transcription factor JlbA/IDI-4. Gene Ontology annotation, molecular function: DNA-binding transcription activator activity, RNA polymerase II-specific; RNA polymerase II transcription regulatory region sequence-specific DNA binding. The coding region runs from base 1 to 663 and encodes 220 amino acids. Gene Ontology annotation, biological process: regulation of transcription by RNA polymerase II. Gene Ontology annotation, cellular component: nucleus. NCBI's taxonomy places the organism in Eukaryota, Fungi, Ascomycota, Eurotiomycetes, Eurotiales, Aspergillaceae. The record is from RefSeq and is a predicted model, not a curated record. The transcript is spliced from 3 exons.